AUGAGCACCUCCACCGACCAGUCGCCUGCGCAGCCGCCCAGCGACUCGCCGCAACCCGCCCACGACGACACCAGCCAUGCCGCGCCCGCCGACGCCGUAGACCCGCCCGCCGGCGACAUGCCGCCGUCGCCGCCGCCGCCGCCGCCCGUCAACCUGCAGGCGCUGACCGACCGCGCGCUGAAGUUCCUGUCGACCGCUACAAACGAGACGCUCGGUGCCUGCCUGGUGGGUCUGGGAGCUACGACCUACCUGGUGCUUGGAAGAGUCGGCCUCGUCCUCAUCGGAGUUGUCGGAGGCAUCGUGCUGCACGCCCAGUGGGAAGGCUCUCUCCAUGGCUUCCCCGACGAUGCUACCCGCGCCGCCGAAGACCGCCGCCGCAAGGAGAUCGGCCUUGACAUCAUCAAGAGGGUCAUGGACGUGCGCGCCCAGAGCAAAGACGCCCAGUCUUCCCGCCGGCGGGAUUCCGACGUUGAUAUCCAGCUCUUCUCGGGCAAGCAGCUGGACUACUCCGCAUUCCAGCCCGAGACCUCCGCCGCGCUGACCGACCUGACCGAUGCCAUCGUCCGCGACUAUAUCAACCACUGGUACGGUCCAAUCGUGCCCGCCGAAAUGGCAUUUCCGAAUGCGUGCCGCCAGACCUUGACGGCGUUCAUCCUCUCCGUUUCCAACCACCUCGCCCGGAAGCGUCCGGCAGACUUCUUCCUCGAGUACCUUACCAAUUCAUCCGCUAUCAUGAUUGUUUUCCUGAACGAACUGUCCGAUGCUAUCGGGAGCUCUCCGUCUUCAACCGCCGUCGAGGCGGUCCAAUCAUACCUGCGGCUUAAACCGGAAAGCAAGUUGGCGAACGUUUUGGAUAGAAAGCACCAGGAGAAGAAAUUCGAUGCUGUUGCGGAGGAUAUUUUGGAGAAUUAUUUGGAGCCAAAGACCUACAACUGCAAGCCGGCACGCAUAUUCCUGAGGCAAAUCCUUGCCAGGGUUGUCUUUGAGAUGGCCCUGACCACCAUGUCUAAGCCUGAAUGGAUCAAUGGCUGGAUAGUCUACAUGCUGGAGGAAGGCGAGCCCGAACUUAUGAAAGAAAUAGACGCUGGAGUCGAAGGUUCGAAGGGCAAUAAGCUCGAGGACGUUAAGAGCCAGGUAGAGGCCGCGGAGACUGUAGAGAAGGAGCAUGCGGGCGGAGCCCAGACCAAUGCAACGCACCGUCGGGUUGUCAGCAAAGCUCAGGAAGCUAUGGAUGAAGCGAUGAAGGAGGCCCAGCGGCUGACACAAAUGAUUCAGGAGGAAGAGGCAGCCAAGCCCCGCGACAAGGAUGAGACGAAGCUGGAUAGAAAGAAAUCCACUUCAGGACUCAGCGAUGAGGUCUCGGAUGGCACAACGCAGGAAGCGUUCACGCCGACGUCAUCCCAGAGCGAUCAGAAUGAGGAGCGUACCCAGUCUCUCCACGACUCGGUCAUUGGAAAGACCAGCCUGCAGGAAUCUUCGAAGGUGAGAGAUCCAACAAGCGAUUCAGUCCGAAAAUCUUCAUCGGACGAGGAAAAGUCGCCCAAAUCCACGUCAACAGCACCAAAGCAGGCGUUCACCAGCUUCGACCAGAUUGUCACCUCGCCCACUCCAACAGCCCUGGGCGGACGCCCCCAGAGCGUCAGCAAACCGCCGCCUUUGACGCUGCACAACGCAAGCAUUUCCAUGUUCGACGACUCUCUUCCUGGAGACAAGUCUAUAGUAAAAUCGAAGCCGGUGGGCGACUACUUCGUCCAGAUCGAACCUGCCAUUCAUGCCUACUCUGGCUGGAUGAUAUCCAGGAAAUACGCGGAUUUCGAGACUUUGCAUGAGGUCCUACGGCGGAUAUCCGUCGUCUCCGGGGUUGGAUUCACAGAAUCUCAUCCGAGCCUGCCUGCGUGGAAGGGCCACACCAAGAACUCGCUCCGUGGGGAACUGGAAAGGUACCUGAAUGAUGCUGUUCGAUGGCAGCCGCUGGCCGAGAGCGAAGGCCUAAAGAGGUUCCUCGAAAAGGACACGGGCAUUCCGGGAGUGAACAAGGGAUUCGGUUGGCCAACUCCGUCCGCAUUCGAGCAGAUGGGCAAAGGCAUGUUUGACACUUUGUCCAAGGCUCCGAACCAGGCUGCGGCUGGUGGCAAAGCAAUCUUCGGCGGUGUCACUGGAGUAUUUGGCAGCUUGGGACCCAAGAGGAAGAGCAUGGCCAACCCUCCGACCAACAGCAACAAGGCGGAAGAGGCGCCCGCGACAAACAGGCACAGGAGAGCAGAAAGCACCGUUUCCGAGCUACCCAACUCCUCCCACUUGAGGUCCGAGAGCAUUCUGUCCACCAGCGGUAGACGAAGCACAGACAGUGUUCGCAGUCCCGUUGGCCGUCGCAGUCAAGAGAGCAUUCGCAGCCUCCCAGUCGUCGAUCAGCAACCGGCCCCCAUUGCUCAAAUGGAACGCCGGCCGAGUUACAACCCAGAGGACACUGAAAACAAGCCUCGGCCGAACUCGUCGAGGUCUUCGGUUUAUGGAAGCAGGACACACAGCCGCAAUCCGAGUAGAGCACCAUCUCAAAGAGAAAGUCUGGAUAUCUCACCACUCAUGGGUGGCGAUCAGAUCCUCAACCUUCCCCCUCCACCAUCCGACAUCUCGGAUUCUUACGGUGAACCCCCGAGUCCGGAACGAGAGCGGAAGCGCGGCAGUCGAAGCGAGGAGUCUAGGCGCCUUUCAAGGGCUUCAACGGCUAGGGAGUCCAUGCUCAGCGAGUCCGGCCGGGGGGUCAGCCCGCCCAAGUUUACACGCGCGCAGACGGACCCUGGCAAAGCAAGGGCCGAGUCUAAGCUAAAAGCACCGCUAAACGAGAACGAGACGCAGAUGGCGGUAGAGCUUUUCUUCGCCAUCAUCAACGAGCUUUAUACCCUUUCUUCAGCCUGGCAGAUCCGGAAAACUCUUCUCGGAGCUGCCAAAACGUUCCUUCUUCGACCCGGAAACCCACAACUGGAGAGCAUCCGCGUCCUCCUACAAGACACGGUGCUGGAGGCAAACUCGUCCGACGCGGGUAUUGCAUCGCAUCUUCAAAAGUUGCGGUUCAACACCAUGCCCACGGAAGAGGAGAGGAAGAAAUGGCCUGUGCCGAUGAGCGACGAGGAGAAGGAGAAACUCCGCGUCAAAGCCCGCAAGCUGCUCGUUGAACGCGGCAUGCCUCAGGCGCUCACGAGCGUGAUGGGCCAGGCAGCGAGCGGAGAGGCUCUCGGCAAGGUGUUUGAUUGCCUGCAAGUUGAAGACGUUUCUAGAGGAUUCAUGUUUGGACUGCUUCUUCAAGCGGUUAGGGCAGUGACGGCAUAG
Lasiodiplodia theobromae is the source of this 3327-nucleotide messenger RNA. Its product is annotated as Px domain-containing protein. Gene Ontology annotation, molecular function: phosphatidylinositol binding. The transcript is spliced from 2 exons. NCBI's taxonomy places the organism in Eukaryota, Fungi, Ascomycota, Dothideomycetes, Botryosphaeriales, Botryosphaeriaceae. The record is from RefSeq and is a predicted model, not a curated record. Bases 1 to 3327 code for a protein of 1108 amino acids. Gene Ontology annotation, cellular component: intracellular membrane-bounded organelle.